GACGUAAGAGGCGCAGCAUUUAAUGAUAUACCUAGUUUCUUCGCCCACUUCUGACAGGUGGUACUGCGCAAAAAGACGAGAUCAAAUCUCCUGGUGUCCUUGAGACGUUCACGGCCGUAAAGCGAAGCUAUGAGUUCGAAUUCCGGGGUGCGAGAAUGGGUUACCGUUGCCUCUUUGGCUGUUGGAGCCACUGCUGUAGGAUAUCUCGCUUACAAAGCUCUCUUUUGCAAAGAUAAAUGCUGCAAAUCUCUGGUCAACUUCGAGAUCCAGAAGGACAACCCCAAGGUGGUGCACGCAUUCGAUAUGGAAGAUUUGGGAGAUAAAGCAGUUUAUUGUCGCUGUUGGAGAUCUAAAAAGUUUCCAUUUUGUGACGGUGCACACACAAAACACAAUGAGGAAACCGGUGACAAUGUUGGUCCUUUGAUCAUCAAGAAAAAGGAGUCUUAAAUUUGAAGUGUUUCUAUGUAAUCCUCAUGUUAGCUGCAAAUGUCACACAGAAUAUUAACAAGACCAGCUGUAAAUAUUCUUCAUAGGAAAAAACCCUACCUGGGAUAAGAGCCACAGAUAAAAUCAUUUAGCCUUAAAUAUGAUCAGUAUUUAAGUAAUGGGAGAUAAUUUUAACUCGCAGAAAGUGAGUUAAUAAACUGCUAUUACUAGAGCGUGGGGUUAUUCCACUAGCUACACUACACUGCUGUUUCCAAUUCUGGGGGUAGUACAGUUGAGUUAAACUAAUUUUUGUUUUAAACUUGAUUUUGCUUUUUUCAAUUUCAUAACUAAAACUGACCAUGGAAUGUACUGCAAACAGAUGUGGAGCCAUUAAACUAUUUACAAAACGUG
Molecule: messenger RNA, 837 nt
Organism: Bombina bombina (fire-bellied toad)
Lineage: Eukaryota; Metazoa; Chordata; Amphibia; Anura; Bombinatoridae
Gene: CISD1
Product: CDGSH iron sulfur domain 1
Exons: 3
Coding region: 130-447 (105 amino acids)
Biological process (GO): regulation of autophagy
Cellular component (GO): mitochondrial outer membrane; intracellular membrane-bounded organelle
Molecular function (GO): 2 iron, 2 sulfur cluster binding
Source: RefSeq, a predicted model, not a curated record